Messenger RNA from Lathyrus sativus (Indian pea), 1005 nucleotides. The record is from the annotation of a GenBank genome assembly. Lineage: Eukaryota; Viridiplantae; Streptophyta; Magnoliopsida; Fabales; Fabaceae.
AUGGCAGCUUUUUCAUAUCAAUACAAUCCUUUCCUUGUUGAUCACUCACACUCACCAUUCAUGUUCAACAUAAACACUACUUCUCCUCCUCUUCCUCUUCCUUCACAGUUUCAUCCUCUUCAUCAAGAUAUUAUUAACUGCGUUGAUCAUCAAAGCUCCAAAGUUAACACCGUCACUGAAAAUGAACCUUCUUCUCUCACCAAAAAUAUUAGUCCUCAGUCCUCCAUGGUAUUGGACAAGCUCGAAACCGGCGACGAGCAGGUUACUCAGAAACUUAACCCUACGGAGAAAAAGAGGAGAACUAGAAACAAUGGACCUUUCUCAACUAAACCCAAAUCUCGAGAAAUUGCAGCAGAAGGUAGAAACAAAAAACAGAAGAAAAACAAAGAAGAUGAGAGAAAGUGUUUGGAUGAGCCUCCAACUGGUUACAUCCACGUCAGGGCAAGAAGAGGUCAGGCCACUGAUAGCCACAGCCUUGCUGAAAGGGUUAGAAGAGAGAAAAUAAGUGAAAGGAUGAAGAAGUUGCAACAACUCGUGCCAGGCUGUGAUAAGGUCACUGGAAAAGCCCUUAUGUUAGAUGAAAUAAUCAACUAUGUUCAGUCUUUACAGAAUCAAGUAGAGUUUUUAUCAAUGAAACUUACUUCUGUGAAUCCUAUGUUCUAUGACAUGGCAACAGAUCUUGACACUUUCAUGGUUAGACCAGAGAAAUUAAAUAACUUAGCAUCGCCAUCACCACCACUAUCAUCAUCAGUGUCACGUUGCAACAGUCCCAAACAAGGCACAGUUUUUGCUGAUACAACCACCGUGACUCCAACCAACAUUUUCCAAACUACUAAUGAUUACAACCACCUUUUAGAUACUUCAGCUUCAAUUUUUCUUCAAGGACAGAGAUCAAAUGUUGUGUCUGAGGAUGGUAGCCAUUUUUGGGAGGUAGAAGAGCAACGACAAAAGUUUCUUAAUUCACAUGGAUUCAACAACAACUUAUGUUCAUUUUCAUUAAUUUAA